UCGCUCUUUUUUUCUCCUUUCAGGCAUAAGGAGUUCUUCGUCUGUUACUUUAAUGGCGAGCGCCACUAAGAAGGUCGAUAAAAUUCGUCAAAUCGUUCAACUGAAACAAGUGAUAAAGCGUUGGAAGGCAAUGAGCCUCAGGUGCCGUUCAGUACUCUCUUACCCUGACGACUCAGAAUCGGAUUCCAACUCCGGUUCCUCCCGCCGCAUUCCUCCCGGUUUCCUCGCCGUCUACGUUGGUCUGGAGCGGAAGCGUUUCUUGAUUCCAACUCGAUACCUCAACCUCCCGAUCUUCAUUUCUCUGCUCCAGAAAGCCGAAGAGGAAUUCGGGUAUCAGGCCCAUGGCGGCCUCGCUUUGCCUUGCGACGUGGGAUUUUUUAAAGAGCUUCUGAAGGUUCUUGAGAAGGAUGAACAAAGCUUCAGGAGAUUGGAGUUGGAUGAGUUCUUGAAGAUGUUUUCUGAAGUGGGUCUUGAUUCGUGUAAGGAAGGGAACAACUCUUGCAAUGGAUUCACUCCCCUGUUGCAGAAAGCUAGGGUUUGAUGAUGAUCUUGGUUCUAGUUUAAUCCCCUCCCUCCUUUCACUCGGUUGAUCUUCCAUG
This is a messenger RNA of Telopea speciosissima, 599 nucleotides long. Its product is annotated as auxin-responsive protein SAUR50-like. The transcript has a single exon. The coding region runs from base 53 to 541 and encodes 162 amino acids. NCBI's taxonomy places the organism in Eukaryota, Viridiplantae, Streptophyta, Magnoliopsida, Proteales, Proteaceae. The record is from RefSeq and is a predicted model, not a curated record. Gene Ontology annotation, biological process: response to auxin.